AUGUACAUCCUAGGAAACUUCCUCUACAGCAAGUCCCACCUCCGCGCCGCGCCGCGCCUCGCCGUCCUGCUCAUCAACGCCAUCGCCGUCCUCUCCGAAGACAGAUUCCUCGCGCGCAUCAACCUCUCCCCCUCGUCCUACGACCCGGCCUUCGGCCAGAGCGCCGAUGCCAGCGUCAAGGCCAAGAUUAUUAACCUAAUCGCCAGCGUGCGGACUCUCAUGAGAAUACCGUUAAUAGGCAUCAACACCUUGAUCAUCUUGUACGAACUCAUCCUCGGAUAA
Messenger RNA from Colletotrichum karsti, 282 nucleotides. RefSeq names its product protein transport protein. The coding region runs from base 1 to 282 and encodes 93 amino acids. The transcript is spliced from 4 exons. The record is from RefSeq and is a predicted model, not a curated record. Gene Ontology annotation, biological process: endoplasmic reticulum to Golgi vesicle-mediated transport. NCBI's taxonomy places the organism in Eukaryota, Fungi, Ascomycota, Sordariomycetes, Glomerellales, Glomerellaceae. Gene Ontology annotation, cellular component: Golgi membrane; endoplasmic reticulum membrane; COPII-coated ER to Golgi transport vesicle.